AUGGCGGCUGCAGAUAUAAAAGCUCCGCUUCCAGGCUUCAGCACUGAAAGCUUAAUAGGUGAAGACUGUGAUCAGAGCCCUCCACUGCUCCCCAGUCCAGUUUCUGCAGGUUUAAGCAAGCCAUCCAUCUACUUUCUCAACAUGUGCCGGGGUUUAGCUGCACUGCCUGCUAGCUGCUUGGAAAGAGCCAAGGAGUUUAAAACACGUUUGGGGAUUCUGCUUCAUAAACCAGAGUUUGGACAUAAAAUUGGGAACCUCAGCUGGGGCACCAAACAAAAAUAUUCUUUGGAAGAAGCACUCGGAUGGAAGGAGUCCUUUGAUCAACUGCUGAGAAGCAGAAGUGGCAUGGCAGCGUUCCAUGGAUUUCUUAAAACGGAAUUUAGUGAAGAAAAUCUGGAGUUUUGGCUGGCCUGUGAGGAAUAUAAGAAAAUCCCCUCCAAAGCAAAACUAGCAGCCAAAGCCAACAGGAUCUUUGAGGAUUUUGUUCAAAAUGAAGCCCCCAGAGAGGUAAAUCUUGACCACGAAACUAGGGACGUAACCAGAAGGAACCUUACUGUUGCCACGUCUACGUGCUUUGAAGAAGCACAAGCAAAAACAUACCUCUUGAUGGAGAAGGACUCCUAUCCCAGAUUUCUGAAAUCUGCUUAUUACAGAGACCUGAUUGAACAAGCAACUGGCCACAGAACGGGCAAGCCUGCACACACCUGAGCCCAUCCCUUGUCAUCAGCUGGAACUGUGUUGGGGAACAGAGACACAGAAUGAAACUGGAGAGGCUGAAUUCCAAAUGGAAGGUGCUAAAAACAUUUCAGUUGCAGAGCUCUGGUUGGGAUCUUUUUCCUGGCCAGGAUGCUUGGGACCUCAAAUGCUUCCAUGCACCCAGAAGCUCUACCAAACACAGACCUUCUCUAGCAUUCCAGAAAAGAGGCGGUGAGUUGAAAAAAUGGGAGGGCUUGUGAAAAAUGUUGGAGAAAUUUGUGCAAGGAGAAGUCUGAUCUCCAGAUAGGAGGAGGAAUGCAACAGGAUUAUAGAAAGGGAAUGAGAAAUACGUGGAAAAGCUGGAUUUCAAUUCUUUCCUAAAACAUUUACCAUUUUUGGAAAGAUCUCUGUGCAUUCAUCUGUUUGAACCAGUGAAAGCCUCCAUCUACUCUCAGAAGCUAGUCUCUGCACCUAUAAACACAGGCCAAAAACUGUACAUAGCACAACUGUCAUAUCUUGUACACACAGCACACCCUAGAGUGAAAUUUCCACCCACUGCAUGUCAGCCUCAGAGGCCUUCAGUUCUCUGCAUGAUUGUACAGUGAUCAGCUUGAUGUUCCAGAGCUUUGCAUCUGAACAGUUUUGCAUUUAUACCCAAGAGGAAGGCUGUGUCUGCUUCGCUCCAACUACAUCAUACAUCUCAGUCUUCUGCCAUCUUGGACGAACUUCCUUCCAGAGACAUUUGCAAGAAGACCUUGUUGUUUUGUUUAUCUUUGAACAUUAUAUGCAACCUUGGGAGAUGUGCCCUGUUUUUUAAUUAUUUAUAUUUAUUAUUGUCAUUUGAUUGUUAUUUAUUGUGAUGGGGCAUUAGAUAAGCACAGCACUUUAGAAGUAAGUGCUAUGGAUGACUCUUUGCUACAAGGAGCCUGCCACUGAAAGUGGGCCUUUUGGCCACGUUCAUAGCACUUACAGAAUAUACUAAUAGGGGACAUUUACAGAGAGAUUUUUUAAAAGAGGGAGACAGGCAAGACCAACUUUGCAAAUAUGUCCCUCAGAACUGUUAGUUUACCCCACAACUUUAUAUGAACAUGCUGGUACAUAUAUUUAACCAUUUAAAGCUCAUUUGAUAGCCUGAAUGUGGGGGGAAAAAGGGGACAGAUUUUCCAGUGAACAAUUUCCUGCCUGCUUUGUGGAGAUGAUUCUUCUCAUCACUGUUGAGUUGGCUGGUGUAAAACUCAAAUUCCAGGGCUUCAAUUCACAAAUCACUUGUUGAACAUUAGAUUCAAUGAAAGUUGAAAAUAAAAUGUAACCGGUAGGA
Messenger RNA from Candoia aspera, 2014 nucleotides. It is a transcript of the gene RGS16, whose product is annotated as regulator of G protein signaling 16. Lineage: Eukaryota; Metazoa; Chordata; Lepidosauria; Squamata; Candoiidae. Bases 1 to 708 code for a protein of 235 amino acids. The transcript is spliced from 6 exons. The record is from RefSeq and is a predicted model, not a curated record.